Molecule: messenger RNA, 2944 nt
Organism: Oldenlandia corymbosa var. corymbosa
Lineage: Eukaryota; Viridiplantae; Streptophyta; Magnoliopsida; Gentianales; Rubiaceae
Source: the annotation of a GenBank genome assembly
CUAAAGAUUGCGCUAAACAAUAAGGCAUUUAAUACACAUUUCGUGUGCAGAAAGAAGAAGAAGAAGAUUCCCUUUGCCAGCAGCUGCCUUCCUAAUUUUGUCUAUUUCUUGUUGUGUUUUGAGUCCAAUUGUACAAACUUUGAGCUGGAUUUCUCCAAUUGUCUCUGAUCUAAUUUUUAUGUGCUUAAAAAAAAAAAAAAAGAAAAGAAAAACUAGUCAAUUUCGGAAUGAAGCAAUGAUGAAUCAGAAUUGCCGUUAAGUUGAAGAUUAUUAUAGUAUUAUACAGCCAUCACUUUUGUUCAAAACUCGUCAGCUGAGCUCAGACCAAUUAGCCGAGCUGGAAAUAAUAUUAUUAUUAUUAUUAUUUUUAACAAUAUAAGUACUCCUAUGUGAAAACAAGAAUUGAAAAGAAAUCCAAUUUAAGUUCAUUUUUUUCUGAGUUAAACUAUUCUUUUGCUCCAUUCCAUCGUCCCACAAUCAGUCUGCCGGAUCUCUCUCAUUAUUCCCAGCUCAAGAAAUUUUUUUUAUUAUUAUUUUUUUUUUAAGGAAGAAGAAAGAUCUGGGUGGAUCUCAGCUCAGCUACGAAGCUUAACUCACCUCCAUUAUUGCUUUGCUGGAUUGUCCUAGAUUCAAAGAAAAACCUCGUUUUUCACGAAGUUCUGUGUGUUGAACUGGUUUGGAGUUUUUGAGUUUGUUAGUGUUUCUUGUAUAGCUUCAGCUGGCUGAUUUGUGGGGGGUUUUUUUGGUCGGGGAAAUUUUGAGUAAUUUUAUUUAUGCAACGAAGUUCUUCAGCUGCUUUUGCUGUUAAUUUAAGUUUUAAAGUUUGAUGCAUAAAUGUCAUCGCCUUUGAGGACCCUUUCUCCGUACAACGACCGGAUUCACCAGAACGGCGUCCAAUCUCCGUCUCAAAGGGCGUUGUCCAACGGCAAAGUCUCUUCUCCUUUAUCGCCGUACAUUGCCGGAGUUUUUCCUUCUCAGAAAAAUCCGCGGAAAAACUUGGUUUCAUGGAAGAAAUGGUUCGUCAGAUGCUUCGUUUUUUUCUCUCUGGGUUUUCUCUUAGGUAUGUCUCCUUUUGGUGAAGUUGAAGUUGUUAGAGAUUUCUCGUUUGAGGAGAAUUUUGUUCCUAAAAAGAUGGAAAAUGUCGGGGCGGAGGGAAAUGAAAAGGAUGUGGUUAAAAGUGUGGAAGAUGAUUUUGUGGUGGAUAAGGUUGAAUUAGGGGUUGCUGAUUCGAAAGAUGUAGAAGAAAGGUUUGAUUUUGUUCCGAGGAAACAAUUGAUUGUAGUGACACCGACAUUCAGUAGGCCGGUUCAGGGUUAUUAUUUGAACAGAUUAGGGCAGGUUCUGAGGCUGGUUCCUCCGCCAUUGUUGUGGAUUGUGGUGGAGAUGAAUGUUGCUUCAAUGGAGACUGCUGAUAUGUUGAGGAAAACCCGAGUUAUGUACAGGCAUUUAGUGGCCGUGAAGAAUUUGACGGAUGUCAAGGAUAGGAAUGUGCAUCUAGUCAACAGGGCUUUGGAGCAUAUUGAGCAUCACAAGCUCGAUGGGAUUGUUUAUUUUGCGGGUGACGAUAGUGUACAUUCGCUCGAGUUGUUCGAAGCCAUUCGAGGAAUCAGUCGUUUCGGUACUUGGCCUGUUGGGAUCCUGAGCGAAUAUGACUAUAAAAGAAUGUUGGAAGGUCCCGUGUGCAAUGGAAGUCAAGUACUUGGAUGGCAUACGAAUGAGAAGAGUGGACGCCGGAGAUUCCAGAUUGACUUGUCAGGCUUUGCUUUCAAUAGUACAAUACUGUGGGAUCCAAAGAGAUGGCAACGACCAAUUUCAGAACCAAUUCGCCUAUCAGAUUCUGUCAAGAAGGGGUUUCGGGUAUGCAGUAUGUUUUGCAUUUUAAGUUAUGCACCUUGACAUGGCAUUGAUUUCAUUCAAAACCUUGAGUCCAAGCAUUAACCACUGUACCAAAUCCCAUAACCUGUUCUGGAUAUUUUCAGGAAUCAAUUUUUGUUGAGCAAAUAGUAGAAGAUGAAAGUCAAAUGGAAGGCAUUCCUCAUAGUUGUUCAAAGAUAUUGAAUUGGCACUUUGUUUUGGAAGCUCAGGAAGUCGCUGAUCUAAAACCGUUGCUGAUUCAGAACAUUCUUGAUCUGGUUCCCCCCAACUAAUUGAUGCAGUUUGCAUAGAAUAUAUUAACAAUGGUAUGCACUGCACUUCUUUAUACUGCAUUGGUCAUUUUUAGAAUAAUUGAGAAAUGGUAAUAUGGUCUUACCUUUUGAGAAGCUAAACAUAAAAUUCUCGGUGACAAGUACACAUGAAUGCUUAACUUGAAAGAGCCAAAAUCAAACAAGAAUAUUUUGUAGUUUGCUCUCCAUUAGGUUAUCGGAAUUAUUUCACUCCCCUUUGCUGCUGGUAUCUUGUUCUUAAUCCUAUUGGGCAUAUGGAUGCUCACACUGCUUUCUUACACUCAUGCUAGUGUAUUCCAUGGGGGUGAAGGAACUCCAUGUUGCAAUUGUUAACACCUGUAGAGUCAGCAUUCCUGGCGCUCUUUUGGCAGUCAUCAUGGUCAGACGUCGGGAAAUUUUGUUGGUAGAUCUUUUACCUUUGAUGCCAUAUUUAGUAAAUAGCCAAACAAAACUCCACAAAGGUGGGUUGAAGAUAUUCUUUAGCAAAAGCGUAGCACUUAUGUAACAAUGCGGUUUUGUUUUCCUAGUUGAUUUUUUGGGCAAACAAAGUUCCAGGUUGUAUUACCCACGUUUGGAAAAUGUUGGCCCCAUCAUACUCUCUUUACGUAUCUGCAAAGUGCGAUCUAUGAAUGUUAACCUUGUUACUAUGUCUUAGUGUAUUAGACCACCAUAUUAUAUCUUAAUACCAGUUGGCAGUUGUAUUUCUUCAUUGACCGGGGUUGAAGUAAUUCUACCUAAUUCUUUUCGGAUGAAUUCUCGAAGGAAUUACAGAAAAGGUG